Messenger RNA from Salvia hispanica, 723 nucleotides. RefSeq names its product glycine-rich RNA-binding protein 7-like. NCBI's taxonomy places the organism in Eukaryota, Viridiplantae, Streptophyta, Magnoliopsida, Lamiales, Lamiaceae. Gene Ontology annotation, molecular function: RNA binding. The record is from RefSeq and is a predicted model, not a curated record.
CUCACUCUUCUUCAUCAGCUCGCUCAUUUUCCUUCUCGUAUCAUCGUUUCAGUUCUUCAGUUUCUCUAGAAAUGGCUUCCGCUGAUGUUGAAUUCAGAUGUUUCGUAGGUGGUUUGGCCUGGGCCACUACCGAGCAAUCGCUCGAGCAAGCUUUCUCUCAGUACGGCCAAGUCGUCGAUUCGAAGAUCAUCAACGAUCGUGAGACUGGAAGGUCCAGGGGAUUCGGAUUCGUGACGUUCAACGAGGAGCAGUCGAUGAGGGAUGCGAUCGACGCGAUGAACGGUCAGGAUCUGGACGGGCGUAGUAUUACCGUCAAUGAGGCACAGUCUCGCGGCGGAGGUGGAGGCGGAGGAUUCCGUGGACCUCGCCGUGAUGGAGGCGGCAACGGCGGUGGCUACGGACGUCGUGAAGGCGGAGGUGGAUAUGGAGGCAACGGCGGUGGUUAUGGAGGAAACGGUGGAGGUUAUGGCCGCCGUGACGGUGGCGGUUACGGUGGGGAGCGUUCUUCAUACAGGGGUGGAUCUGAUGGAAACUGGAGGGAAUAAGUAUUAGGUUGCGACUCUUUAUUAGUAAUUUCCGUUGCUGUUUGGUUACUUGUUCUGUUACGGUGUUCCGCUAUAAGUGAUUUGUUCCUUGGGUCUUUGGUUACUGGAUUUCUGUUGCUGUGUCGAAUUAAAGUUUACAACGUUCUGAUGAAUGAAGUGAAUUGAUAUUCUAAUUGAA